AUGAUCGCAGAUAAGAGCUCUUCUUCAAAAGACAAGACAGAACAUGUCUCCCUCUUCUCAACCCAACCUCCCAUCUUCAUUUUGCCAAUGCAUCUCUCCCUAGAGGAGCUGGACGAGAUUGAAGGCCGAUUGAUAGAUUAUGGCGGAAGACUUACCUAUGAUAUUGCCGAAGCUGGUCUCGUUUUGGGAAAAGUCGGGCGCGUGAAGCGUGCAGCGCUGGAACUGCGCACCCGCGGUGUCUGGACAGAGGAGCUCAUACCCAGCUCAACUCCAAAAUCAAUUGGCGGUGGCGGCGAGCCCCCUCUCAAGCGCAGGCGCACAGAUCAGUACGACGGAAUCAAUGAUGUCCCGGUUGAGAUUAUCGAUCUCAGUACCGAGUCUGAAGGCGAGGAUGGAGCUACGAAUCAACAUGAUCCAUCAAAGCAGCAGAUCGCAGAGAAAAAGGCAGAAGCAAUUGAAAAUUCAAUCACAGUACUGAAGCUCGAGUGGCUGGAUACCUCUAUCACAUCCGGCAGAUGUGUUUCCCAAGACCCAUUCGUUGUCUACCGUGGGCGAAAGAUCCCUUCUCCCCCAACGACAGUGUCAGAAAAUAAGCAAGACUUACUUAAACAGAAAUCAAAUCAAAUAAUCCAGCGUGCAAAGGAAGAUGCUGGUGUACCAACGCCACGAGCUCCUCCUCCGGACCACAUUCAUGCACGGCGCUCAAAAGAACCCCCUGACAGAUCUUCCCAGCACCCCCGACCGACGCUAUACCGAAAGACAACCUCGGAACAUGAAAUGGAUGAAUCUAACGCACCCUCACAACCAGACUGGGUCCGUGACCAAGUCAUAUUCGCAUGCCUGCGCUCAGCACCCUUACACCCUCCAAACGAAGAUUUUAUCUUGCAACUCGUGAAAAUAAGACGUAUUCGCGAACUCACCAUCGACAAGAUCGGCGUGCGCGCAUAUAGUACCGCCAUCGCAGCAUUGGCAGCAUACCCAUAUCCCAUCCAACGGCCGAGCGAGAUCCUCGCUUUACCCGGGUGCAACGCCAAGAUUGCGGACUUGUUCGCGCAGUUCCAACAACAUGGUGGCUGCGAGCAUACCGACGACGACGGGAACGUUGCCGCUGCCGACUCGCUGGAGAAAGAUCCUAUUCUCCGGGUUCUGAACUCGUUCUUUCAGAUAUGGGGUGUUGGGGCUAAGACAGCACGCGAGUUUUACCAGCGUGGGUGGCGCGACCUCGAUGAUAUUGUCGAGCAUGGGUGGGAUACGCUCUCGCGUGUACAGCAGAUUGGAGUGAAAUUCUACGAGGAGUUCCAGGAAGGUAUUCCCCGUGCUGAGAGCGAGGGUAUUGCUACUGUGAUUCAGGAUCAUGCUGCUCGGGUUCGGGCGGAAGAUGCAAAUGGAAUUGAGUGUGUGAUUGUUGGCGGAUACCGGCGUGGGAAGCAAGUUAGUGGUGAUGUUGAUGUUAUCUUGAGUCAUCGUGAUGAUGCGGUGACUCGGAAUCUGAUUGUUGAUCUUGUUGCGAGUCUUGAAGCUGAACGAUAUAUCACUCAUACGCUCUCGUUGCAUUUGACUUCUUCGCUGCGCGAGCAACAGACGUUGCCUUUUCAUGGUGAUGAUACAAGGAAAUUCGAUACUUUGGACAAGGCACUGGUUGUCUGGCAAGACCCACACUUCGAUGCUACAGCUGUUGAACAUAAUGACCGUCAGGUGAAAAAUCCAAACAUCCAUCGUCGUGUCGAUAUCAUUAUAUCGCCUUGGCGCACGGUCGGUUGCGCGAUACUCGGCUGGUCUGGUGAUCUGACUUUUCAGCGAGAUCUACGGCGGUAUGCGAAGAAAGCACGCUUCUUGAAGUUCGAUUCGAGUGGUGUGAGAGACCGAGGUACUGGAAGACAAGUUGACCUCGAAGAAGAUGGAGAGACAUGGGAGGAGAGGGAGAAACUUGUGAUGGAGGGACUGGGAAUAGGCUGGAGACCACCAGAAGAACGCUGCUCGAGAUAG
Penicillium roqueforti is the source of this 1986-nucleotide messenger RNA. Its product is annotated as type-X family DNA polymerase. NCBI's taxonomy places the organism in Eukaryota, Fungi, Ascomycota, Eurotiomycetes, Eurotiales, Aspergillaceae. Gene Ontology annotation, cellular component: nucleus. Gene Ontology annotation, biological process: double-strand break repair via nonhomologous end joining. The record is from RefSeq and is a predicted model, not a curated record. Bases 1 to 1986 code for a protein of 661 amino acids. The transcript has a single exon. Gene Ontology annotation, molecular function: DNA-directed DNA polymerase activity; DNA binding.